CGGAAGAAGAACAGUGACAGUUAUGGCGUCUGAAACGGGCUACGAAAAGGAAUCCUCUUUUAUGGAUCCUCUGAAAGGGGUUUUACUGACAUAUUUCAUGCCAGAAUCGUGUUAUGAUGAGUUUUUCUUGAACUUCAACUUCCUGGAUGUGCCAUGUCUGAAGAUAGUGCUGAGCAAAGGCCUCGGGAUUGGCAUCAUACUGGGAUCUGUGAUGGUGAAGCUGCCACAGAUCAUAAAGCUGAUGGGAGCGAAGAGUGCUGAAGGGCUGAGCUUCAACUCUGUGCUGCUAGAGCUCCUGGCUAUUACAGGGACCAUGGCCUACAGUAUUGCCAACAACUUUCCCUUCAGUGCUUGGGGAGAGGCUCUGUUCCUCAUGCUGCAGACAGUAGCCAUUGGGUUCCUCAUUCAGCACUACGGAGGAAAAACCACCCAAGGUCUUCUGUUGCUGAUGGUGUAUUUUGUACUGCUUGGCGGCGUCCUGUCUCCGAUCACUCCCAUGUCAGUGGUCACCACCAUGCAAGCCUCCAAUAUGCCGGCCAUCAUCAUUGGCAGGUUGAUCCAGGCAGCUACUAACUUCCGGAACGGACACACAGGCCAGCUGUCUGCCAUCUCUGUUUUCCUGUUGUUCGCUGGAUCCCUCGCUCGCAUCUUCACCUCAGUGCAGGAAACUGGAGACACGUUGAUGGCCCUGACGUAUGUCAUAUCUUCCUGUUGUAACGGCAUCAUCACUCUCCAAGUCCUCUACUACUGGAACUCCCCCUCUGAAAAGAAGGACAAGAAGAAGAAGAAGAAGGAGUAGGGAACGCAGCACAGGGCAGGGGGAUAGUGGCUACAAGUGAAUCGUUGGGAAAAUCUCACUUUGCGUUGUUUGUCCUUCCAAGUUCAUUGUUGGGCAGUAGCCACCAGCCAUUGAGGUCUUCCUAAAUCCAGGUCUGAGAGAAGGCAGAGCUUCUCAGACACCAGGUGGUCUGUGUACGGGGCUUUUUCACAUUUAUGCAGAACAACCUGAUACAUUCGUACAGCCAUCGCCGGUUCGAAUCCAGUCGACGACCUCUGUUGCAUGUGUAACCCCUGUGUCACCCUCCCCAUCCCCUGUCUGCUCCCACUAUCACGAUCCAAUAAAGGUAUAAAAAAUACAAAAAAAGAAAAAAGUUCUGCUCUUAAUACACAGCCCCUGUGGGUCACGUUGAAUUGAGUUUUGAAGCGGUGCUUUAGCUCAGGGAAGAGAACGCUUUAGAGUCGCAUGCCCGUCGUGGUUUGAAGAGAUGCCGUGCAGCCUUGUUCUUCUGUCCUUCCAUCUUACCCAGAUUCCAUCAAAUACUGCAACUUCCUCUGUUCUAGCAAAUGUAUUCAUGUUUUAAAAAUGUGCUCAACUUUGUUUGACCCCCGCAGCAUGGAGGGUGUAUUUCUGGAAGUAGCUCGAGCUGCAGAUGCAUACAGAGAACCGUUAUUACUAAGUUGUGUCGAUCACAUGACUUAGACCGCUGCACCUCUUAUGAGGAACACAAGGAAGCAAUACUGGUUCUGCCGUCAGGAAUGCAAAGUUUCUCGUUCUUCGUGGGGUGGUAAGACUCUUAGUGGACAUGAACUCUCAGGUCAUGCGUUCAUUACUUCCCAUGGAGUCAACAUUGUCAUGGUUCUGUUGUUGAUGGUUGCACAGGGAUCUGUCUAUAUGAUGAUGACGACUCUGUGUAUUUCACAUCUUGUUAGAGUAUGAAUAUACUAGAAACUUUGUGAAAUGGCGAGACCAAAACCCUUCUGAAAUACAGCCUGGGGAGCAGGCGGGGGUGUACUUUCUGUAAUAAAGCCAUGUAGGCAAGUCUGUGUUGGAACACUCUGCAUGUGAACCGGCACAAGUGGAAAACUGUGAGCCUGUAUGCUAACUCACUAGCAAGUGGCUAAUGUCUGAAUGAGGACCACGCUGAAGAAGCACUUCCUUCCAGUUCGGACUUACUCCCAGACCUGCUCAGUUAGCUACACCCCAUUUAAUAAGUCGUGCAUUACACAGAAAUAAGCGAGGAAUAUAUGAGUAUAGCAUGUGAUUGGAGUAUGAUGAGUGGUAAUUACUGAGUAAUAUCCAAGUAAAACUUGGGCUUUUCUAGAUGUCUUGUUUGUUUGCUUGUCAUUAUAAUGUGAUGUUAACAUAGCCUACAUAAUGACCAGGAAACAAACUAGAGAUCUAGAAAAGCCACACUUGUCCUUAUAUAUUACUCGGUAAUUACCACUCAUUAUACUUUAGUACCUGUGUUUUACUACAUGUACACGUAUUACUGGGUUAUACCUGUGUAGUGCACGACUUGCUAUUUAAAGGGUUUCUUCAUCUUGAAGUUGUAUAGCGAAUGGACUGUCACAACCAAAAGAGUAGUGAAGUGUCGGUGGAAAUGUGUUUAUGAAAUCUUUAGAGUCAGGGCGUCCGGGUGGCAUAGCGGUCUAUUCCGUUACCUACCAACAUGGGGCUCGCCGGUUCGAAUCCCCGUGUUACCUCCGGCUUGGUCGGGCGUCCCUAUAGACACAGUUGGCCGGUUGGAAGCCGGAUGUGGGUAUGUGUCCUGGUCGCUGCACUAGCGCCUCCUCUGGUUGGUCGGGGCGCCUGCUCGGAGGGGGGGACUGGGGGGAUAGCGUGAUCCUCCCCCGCGCUACGUCCCCCUGGUGAAACCCGUCACUGUCAGGUGAAGAGAAGCGGCUGGUGACUCCACAUGUAUGGGAGGAGGCAUGUGGUAGUCUGCAGCCCUCCCUGGAUCAGCAGAGGGGGUGGAGCAGCAACUGGGACGGCCCGGAAGAGUGGGGUAAUUGGCCGGAUACAAUUGGGGAGAAAAUAAAUAAAUCUUUGUGAUUAAACGUCAUAUGAAUGAACUGUAAACAUGGUAGGUGGUGUUCUUUCUAUCAUCCUUUAUCCUGUCUGUCUUUCAUUGUGGAUUAUGUUAUCACACAUGCCGUACUGAUGAUGUCACGUGGCUUAUGUCAUCACAUGCUGUACUGGUGAUGUCACGUGGAUUAUGUUAUCGCAUGCUGUACUGAUGAUGUCACGUGGAUUAUGUUAUCACAUGCUGUACUGAUGAUGUCACGUGGAUUAUGUUAUCACAUGCCGUACUGGUGAUGGCACGUGGAUUAUGUUAUCACAUGCUGUACUGAUGAUGUCACGUGGAUUAUGUUAUCACAUGCCGUACUGGUGAUGGCACGUGGAUUAUGUCAUCACAUGCUGUACUGGUGAUGUCACGUGGAUUAUGUUAUCACACAUGCUGUACUGAUGAUGUCACAUGUGG
Molecule: messenger RNA, 3263 nt
Organism: Lampris incognitus (smalleye Pacific opah)
Lineage: Eukaryota; Metazoa; Chordata; Actinopteri; Lampriformes; Lampridae
Gene: mpdu1b
Product: mannose-P-dolichol utilization defect 1b
Exons: 7
Coding region: 23-799 (258 amino acids)
Biological process (GO): oligosaccharide biosynthetic process
Source: RefSeq, a predicted model, not a curated record